Neogale vison (American mink) is the source of this 837-nucleotide messenger RNA. RefSeq names its product mucin-16-like. The record is from RefSeq and is a predicted model, not a curated record. The transcript is spliced from 2 exons. NCBI's taxonomy places the organism in Eukaryota, Metazoa, Chordata, Mammalia, Carnivora, Mustelidae. The coding region runs from base 1 to 837 and encodes 278 amino acids.
AUGGAGACCACUGGCAAAUUAAACAUGACUUUGAGCACUGCGACAAGUCCGCCUUCAGGUGUGAGCAGCACCUCAGGUGACAGCCUGGUGUCUUCAGAAGCGUCUCCCGCUACAGAGGUACUCCACCUUCCCUGGAACACAGCAGUGACCAGCUUGGGGACCAUCACGUCCACACAGGCGUCCCGGUCCUCUGCCCCAGUAGGAUCAGAGACACCCAAAGGCACCACUGCAGUAGUCACCUCUUGGCUCAGUGGGGACACCUCACUUUCCACACCGGAGGCUGGCCUUUCUGAAACCACAGAGACUGAGCCACGGUCAACGUCAUCCCCUGGCCUGGAACCAUGGGAAACCAGCACAUCCCGGCACACCACCAUGGCCUCGGAGACAAUGAGUGUCCCUUCUCCAGUGUCCACUGGUACUACUGCAGAGGACUCUAGGACCCACGUCAUCUCCUCCAAGAGGACAUCCAUCACUGGCCCUGCUCAGUCCACGAUGUCUCCAGACAUCUCCACAGGAAUCAACACCAGGCUCUCUACCUCCUCCAUCUUGACCAAGUCCACAACUAUAGCCAUGGUCCCCAAAACAGUUGUCCCUGGGACUACAUCACAGGACACAAGUAACACGAAUGCAUCAACCAUGGCCUCCUGGGCUGAAAGUCACUCAGCAGGCACUCAAGUUUCUGCAAGCUCAGAAGUGACCAUUGGCAUGGACACGGGUUCUGAGGUUGUGUCACGGACAAUCCCUGCCUCAGACCGGGACACCACAUCUCCAUCCCCCCUGGUGCCCUCACUUGCCACGACAUCACCUUCUCUACAUUCCCCCAUACAAGCUAAGUGA